AUGAUUUUCAACAUUUGUUCCUUCUUCGGUUUACUUGCGUUCUGCAGUCAGGCUAUAGCAUGGACCAACCCGAUCCGAAACCCGGGUGGAAGUGACCCGUUUGUUGUCUAUACUGGUGGAUAUUACUAUCUUCUCACUACCACGUGGAGCGACGUUGAAAUUGCGCGUUCGACAACUGUGGCGGGGCUUGAAACGGCAACUAAGAAAGUGGUGUAUACCACGACGGCUACAUCACACUGCUGCAACGUGUGGGCUCCCGAGGUUCACUACCUUGGCGGCAAAUGGUACAUCUACUACACUGCGGGCGAGAGUACAGAUCUCGAUGGGCAGCGGCUCCAUGUUCUCACGGGCGGUGCUACCCCCUGGGAUACCUAUACCUACAGCGGACAAUUGACAAAUGAAUGGUCCAUCGAUGCCUCAGUCCUUCGAUUCAAUGACUACGGGAACUACUUGAUGUUCUCCUGUUUCCACGGCGUGACCUACCAAUCAAUUUGCCUUCAAAAGCUAGGAUCGGACUAUGUCUCUUUGACCGGCAGCAUAUAUGUGAUCUCACAACCUGAUCAACCAUGGGAGAAGAACGGCACGCCCGUCAACGAAGGACCUGUUGCGCUUUACUUCGGCGGUAAGACAUAUAUCACCUACUCGGCAUCCUACUGCUGGACUGCCAACUACUGCCUGGGUACCUUGGAAUGGGACGGCAGCACAGCCCCCACUUCAGCGAGUGCUUGGACCAAGAGUAGUAAAUGUGUCUUCUCCUCGGCCAAUGGGAACUAUGGAACUGGCCACAAUUCGUUCUUCACAAGUCCGGACGGCUCGCAGACUUGGAUUGCAUAUCAUGCUACCACCACUAGCACUGGCGCCUGCGACGAUAGUCGGUACACUAUGAUCCAACUAUUGGGGACGCACAGUGACGGUAGUCCGAACUUUGGAACUCCGGUGGCGUGGGGACAUGCUUAUAGUGAGCCAAGUUGA
Penicillium canescens is the source of this 972-nucleotide messenger RNA. Its product is annotated as glycoside hydrolase family 43 protein. NCBI's taxonomy places the organism in Eukaryota, Fungi, Ascomycota, Eurotiomycetes, Eurotiales, Aspergillaceae. Gene Ontology annotation, molecular function: hydrolase activity, hydrolyzing O-glycosyl compounds. The record is from RefSeq and is a predicted model, not a curated record. Gene Ontology annotation, biological process: carbohydrate metabolic process. Bases 1 to 972 code for a protein of 323 amino acids. The transcript is spliced from 2 exons.